Paramuricea clavata is the source of this 2268-nucleotide messenger RNA. The record is from the annotation of a GenBank genome assembly. NCBI's taxonomy places the organism in Eukaryota, Metazoa, Cnidaria, Anthozoa, Malacalcyonacea, Plexauridae.
AUGACAACCAGGAUAUACAAACGUGCGUGUCACAACAAGGGUAAGCAUUCCACAAUAAACUAUCGCGACGUAAAGCAUUUAAACAAGGACAAAUUCAUUACCGCCCUUAAAAAUGCACCGUGGGAUAGUGCUUUUGUAUUUGAUGACGCAAAUGACACUGUCUAUGCAUGGUAUGAAAUAUUUAAUGAUGUCGUAAAUGAAUAUCUUCCCUUAAAACAAAAGCGGGUAAAGCGAAAUACACAGCCUAAAUGGUUCAAUAAUAUAAUUGGGGAGGACAUAAAGGCACGCGAUAAACUGUAUUACAAAGCAAGGAAAUAUCAAACUGACGAAGAUUGGGCAAACUACCGCAUUGCAAAGAACAAAGUGACAAAAACAAUAAGAAAUGCGAAGAAAAAUUACUUUAGUGAUAAAUUUCAAGAAAAUAAACAAAACCCCAGUAAACUUUGGAACUUGAUUAAAAAUCUAACAAAUGAUGAUGCUGGAAAAAAUGAAAGUGUCAAAUUUUUGACCGAAAAUAGUACGACUUUAAAAGAUAAAGUGACCAUUGCUGAAACAUUUAAUCGCUUCUUUGUCGACCCGCAAAACAACCUCGCGUCCACCUCAGCGCCCGUAGAAAUAGAACAAACACCAAAUCUAGAUCCUAUUCCCCAUGUCGAUACUACAUUCAGCAUUCCCCCCAUGUCAAAAUUAAGAGUGAUUAAGUUACUUCUAUCCAUCCCCGUUCAUAAAUCCACAGGAGACGAUGGCAUUAGCGCCAAAAUAAUGAAAAUAGCAGCACCAGCUAUAGCCGAACCAUUAAGCCAGCUGAUGAAUCGUUGCAUAAACACUCAAACGUUCCCCUCAAAAUGGAAGGUUGCUAAGGUCACCCCAAUAUAUAAAGGGAAGGGAAACCGAGAUGAAAAGUCUAACUACAGGCCUAUAUCAGUGCUUCCCAUUUUAUCUAAGCUACUGGAAAGGCACAUAUGUGAACAUAUGUAUGGGUUUCUGCAACAACGAAACUUAUUUUAUCGACUUCAAUCCGGGUUUCGUAAACACCAUUCGACUGAAACUGCACUCAUCAGACUCAUUGACCAAUUGCUACUUGAUCUGGAUAAAAACAAGGUAACUGGACUAAUUUUUGUAGACUAUAAGAAAGCCUUCGAUCUGAUAGACCAUCAACUGCUCCUUAACAAGUUACAUAAUUAUGGCAUUCAGGGGGAUGAGCUAAACCUCUUAAAAGACUAUCUUAGAAACCGUUGGCAGUAUGUAAAUAUUGAUGGUUCCCAUUCUCCGAAAAUAGAGGUGAAAUGCGGUGUGCCACAAGGAAGUAUUUUGGGUCCAAUCUUCUUCCUUUUGUUUAUCAACGAUCUUCCGUCAGAGGUAUUCCACUCCGAGGUCGACAUAUAUGCGGAUGAUACUACCCUUAGUCACUCCGCAGAAGUGGAUUUGGCACCUACAGCCAUAGAAACAGCACUACAGCUUGAUUUGGACGGCAUUGUAAGGUGGUCAAAAACAAACAAAAUGAUCAUAAAUGCCAAAAAGACAAAAUCUAUGCUUGUUACCGGAAAGAGAUUGGCCAAAAAGUUGCCGACAAAGAUAUUGUCGUUACAGUCUGAAAACGAGGAUAUUGAACAAGUUCAUUUCCAGAAACUUUUAGGAGUCACUAUCGAUCAAGAACUGACUUUUGAUAAACACGUGGAAGAACUUUCUAAGAAAUUGGGACAACGACUGGGCGUUCUUCGGAAAAUUAAACGGUUUCUUCCUUUAGACCAACGUAAACUGUACUACAACACCAUGUUUAAGCAAGUCAUGAUGUAUGGUGCUACAGUUUGGGCUAACUGCUCCGUGGAAAACUUGAAAACAAUUCUUCGACUGCAAAAACGUGCUGCCCGCAUCAUUUUGGAUGUCGGUACAAGAACAAACAGCGUAUCAUUGUUUAAGCAGCUAAAUUGGCUUGCUUUUCACGACGAAGUGAGGUUGAACAAAUGUGUCUUAGCUUACAAACGGUUUCAUGGAAAUUGCCCAUCAUAUAUUAAUGAUAUUCUAACCUCAAAUGCAGACAUACAAACCCGUUCGUCAGGCCGUUACAGUCAAAGAAACUUGGUAUGUCCACGCUAUAGCCGAGUCAUGGAAGGGGGAAAGUCUUUCCAGGUCUCCACGUGUAAACUUUGGAACUCUAUACCUCCUCAUAUAAAAACUUCCGAAAAAUCUGUAGAAACUUUUAAGAAUGAACUUUUUAACUAUUUUUUUCAUAGGUAUAAUGAUAUUGAUUCUUUCACAAUAUCUUGA